AUGGACGAGGACCUAGUUUUGGCCCUCAAGCUGCAGGAGGAGUGGGACUUGGAAGCCGUGCGGCGCGAUCGGGCCCAGGAACCCUUAUCGCUAGUGGACGCGUCCUGGGAGCUGGCGGACCCCACCCCGGACCUGCAGGCCCUGUUCUUGCAGUUCAACGACCAGUUCUUCUGGGGCCAACUGGAGGCUGUGGAGGUGAAAUGGAGCGUGCGCAUGACCCUGUGUGCUGGGAUAUGCAGCUAUGAAGGGAGGGGUGGAAUGUGUUCCAUUCGACUCAGCGAACCUCUUUUAAAGUUGAGACCACGAAAGGAUCUUGUAGAGACACUCUUGCAUGAAAUGAUACAUGCUUAUUUAUUUGUCACUAAUAACGAUAAAGACCGGGAAGGGCAUGGUCCAGAAUUUUGUAAACAUAUGCAUCGUAUCAACCGCCUGACUGGAGCCAACAUAACAGUAUACCAUACUUUUCACGAUGAGGUGGAUGAGUAUCGUCGACAUUGGUGGCGCUGCAAUGGCCCCUGUCAGUACAAAAAACCAUUUUAUGGCUAUGUAAAACGUGCUACUAACAGGGCCCCUUCUGCUCAUGACUACUGGUGGGCUGAGCACCAGAGAACUUGUGGAGGCACUUACAUAAAAAUCAAGGAGCCAGAGAACUACUCAAAAAAAGGCAAAGGAAAGACAAAACUAGGAGAGCACCCAAUAUCAGCAGCAGAGAAUAAAGAUAAACGAAGCAGAGGUGAGACACAGCUGUUAAUUCCUUUUUCUGGGAAAGGAUAUGUCCUAGGAGGAACAAGCAAUUCACCUUCAUCUCCGAAAUUUAUCACCUCUCCUGCCAUUAAGCAAACACAAGACCUUUUAAGUCAAGACCAUUCAGCAAAUGCUCCAAGACCGAAUUCUAAAACUGAGGUGAUAUUUGAUCAAAAUGGUUCAAGUAAAAAAAAUUCUGUAGUCUCCACUGUUCUUAGUAAUAGUCACCAAAAUGUUUUAAGCAACUACUUUCCUAAAGUAUCAGUUGUCAACCAAAAGGCUCUCAGAAGUGUGAAUGGAUCUCCAACGAAAAGCUUAACAGUUGGUGACAUCCCUAAAAACUCAUUCUCUUCUGGUUCUCAGAGAAGGGCUACAUCUUCUAAGAUAUUCCUAAGAAAUUCUUUAAAAGCAAUGGAAUCAACAUCUCUGACUGUGCCCCAAGAUACUAGUGGGUCUUAUGAUAAAUUCCCAAAUAAACGACCCAGGCCAGAAGACAAGUCUGUUUUUGAUGGUUUCUUUAUUAAGAAAGAGAAAAUACAAAAUGGUGGUAAUGAUCCAAAGGAUAAUUCACAUCCUGUAACUUCAGCUCAGAAUUCUGACAGUUCUUCUGGUCACAAUAACAUGGUUCAUUGUCCUGUUUGUCAGAAGGAAGUUUUGGAGUCUCAAAUUAAUGAGCAUUUGGACUGGUGCCUUGAAGGUGACAGCACAGUUGAAGUAGAUAUGGAGGAUAGUCAAAUAAGUAAAUUUGUUUUAGAAUAUUUCUACCAACAAAUAAUUCUGUAG
Messenger RNA from Orycteropus afer afer, 1527 nucleotides. It is a transcript of the gene SPRTN, whose product is annotated as SprT-like N-terminal domain. Gene Ontology annotation, cellular component: nucleus. Gene Ontology annotation, molecular function: single-stranded DNA binding; polyubiquitin modification-dependent protein binding; metalloendopeptidase activity. Lineage: Eukaryota; Metazoa; Chordata; Mammalia; Tubulidentata; Orycteropodidae. Gene Ontology annotation, biological process: DNA repair. The record is from RefSeq and is a predicted model, not a curated record.